Trichomonas vaginalis G3 is the source of this 1977-nucleotide messenger RNA. Its product is annotated as DNA binding. The coding region runs from base 1 to 1977 and encodes 658 amino acids. The record is from RefSeq and is a predicted model, not a curated record. Lineage: Eukaryota; Parabasalia; Trichomonadida; Trichomonadidae. Gene Ontology annotation, molecular function: DNA binding. The transcript has a single exon. Gene Ontology annotation, cellular component: nucleus.
AUGCAAGAGCGGAUACAACAAUUCAAUGAAAUUAAAGCGGAACUCUUUGAAAGAUUCAAAGACGAGCUUUGGCGGCUCGCAAAUGCAGAUGAAUCUUUCUAUGGAUGCGGCAUUGCAGGCGGUCUUACUUAUGCUAUUAAAGGAUCAGAAGGAGUCGAUAUACACAUUAACCACAACCAAAAGAAGGGUGUUACAAUCAUUGCAACCAUCACAGCUGAUGGAAGAAAACUUCCUUUGACAAUUGUGUGCAAAGGAUUGACAGACAGGUGCCAUCAACAAGUGAGCGACGACCGGAUCAUCAGCAAUGAAAAGAUCCUUCAUUCCGAAUCAGGAUGGUCUACCCAUGAGGUUUUCAAAUCUUACCUCGAAUGGGUUCGCGACUGGUAUGAUCAAGCGUUUGGCGACAAUGAAAGUUAUAGGAGGAAUAACAAAAUUAUUUUAUUCCUCGACACUUACUCCAGCCACAGGAACAAGGAGACGAAGGACCUGGCAAAAGAACUCAACAUUGAUCUUGUUUACAUUCCAGUUGGUUGUACAGAUCUUUGCCAGCCACUCGACGUGAAGGUUUUUGGCGCUCUCAAAAACAUGGCGACUCGAAUGUGGUGGGAUUUCUAUGCCAUCGAUCAAACCUUAGUGUGCACACUGAAAAUGGCUGUGUAUAUCUUGGUCCAAUGCUGGAAAUGUCUCGAUGAAAACCUCAUUAUCGAAGCAUGGAAUAUGCAUGAGGCUGAUCUCAGAGAAAAUGAAAGAAUUCUCAGCAAAGUUACUGAUGAGCAAGCUGCCGAAUUUCUUGAGAAGAUCGAACAAGUCAGGGAAGAAUACAUACACAAAGCCGAGCAAGCAUUACCACAAGGUGAGAAUCUGGAUAUGCUCCGAGACUUUAGUGAAAUUCCUGAAAGAAGAUAUCGCAGGCAAGAAGGAGAAAUCGACUCCGAUGAUGAUGAUGAAGAGUGGCAUCCUGAAGCAGAUCUUGACGGAUUCAGUGAUGAUGACUUGGACUUCAUUGAUGAAUACGACCUCAAUUCAACUGAGGAUGAGAGUUCAGUUGAUCCUCCGUCGGAUUACGAACCUGGUAAUAUCGCUGAUGCUUUUUCACCAAUUCCUGUUGAAGUCGAAGAUCCUCCAUCACACCUUCCAGAUCAGAUAUUCUGCUCAAUGGCAAGAGGAGGUGCCUCCUUUAUCAAUUGCGUAGAUAAGGCUCCGCAGUUUGAAGCAAUUUGCUUUUCUCAAGCGAAAUAUCUCAAAGAAUUCGCGGAUAGGAGAACUAAAAAAAACCACAGUGUCGAUCACGUUAAUGGCCUUGAAAUACGUUUAAAUGAUGAACGAUCUUCAUUGAACGUAAGUUUACAAAUGCUAUUUACAAUACUCACAUUAGAGGCCUAUAAUCCCGAAGAUAUUAAUGAUGUAUUUAAAUUGUUUCAUAUUGAAAAUGAUGAUGUUUACACAGAUGUCCUCAGAUUCAUGGAAAUUCUUCUACGAAUGGGCAGAUCAGUCAGGGUUUCUCCAGGACAGUUCUAUCAGGAUCUCGAUUUCCGUGAACAGGGCGAUCCAAGGCUGUUUAUCACACAUUUCUUCAGCCCAGAUCUAUGCGGUAUUGUAUAUCUUGAUGAAAAUAACACUGUUCAACUUGUCAAAAUGUUGAAACUGCCAGAUGACGGAGAUUUUAAAGAUUUCAUUAAGGAAAAGAAAAUUAUUAAGAUGAGCAAAUAUUUGUUCAUUGGAAGCAAUCAACAAUCCCAAGAUGCGCAACCCGACAUAUUGGAGUUUUCCGAUGGUAGCAUUUAUAUUCGUUUUGCUAUCAUUUCAUUAGAAAUUGCAAGAAAUGGAUCACCAUAUUUUAAAUUUUAUAGAAGAUUGGAUCUUGAAGGUAAAUUUGUAAGAAUUACAAAUCAAUGGGUACGCGAGAUGGACAAAGAAAAUGCAAUCGGAAAUCAGUUUAUUUCUUUAUAUGUGAAAGGUAAUGAUCAUAAUGAAUAA